Molecule: messenger RNA, 2531 nt
Organism: Cyprinodon variegatus (sheepshead minnow)
Lineage: Eukaryota; Metazoa; Chordata; Actinopteri; Cyprinodontiformes; Cyprinodontidae
Gene: trim59
Product: tripartite motif containing 59
Exons: 5
Coding region: 153-1436 (427 amino acids)
Biological process (GO): cilium assembly
Cellular component (GO): intraciliary transport particle B; centrosome; cilium
Molecular function (GO): zinc ion binding
Source: RefSeq, a predicted model, not a curated record
CAACAGUAGAACAGCUGUAAUGGGAAAGUAGAGACGGGUCUGCUUGUUUAUCAACAGUGGCGGCUCGAAAUUAACUAUUAUCUGAAGACAGAAUGUCGGAUGAAUCCUGAAGAAGCCUCCGGUCCACCCCUGACGGAUCUCCGGGCUCUGUGAUGGACAGCGUGGAGGAGGACCUGACCUGCUCGGUGUGCUACUCGCUCUUCUCUGACCCGCGCGUCCUGCCGUGUUCCCAUACUUUCUGCAAACACUGCUUGGACAACCUGCUCCAGGUGUCCAGCAACACCUCCAUCUGGCGCCCGCUGCGCCUGCCCAUCAAAUGCCCCAACUGCCGCAGUGUGGCGGAGCUGCCCCCGACCGGCGUGGACGCUCUCCCAUCCAACGUGUCUCUGCGAGCCAUUGUUGAGAAAUACCAGAGGGACGGCGAACCUCGAGCGCAGUCCUGCCAGGAGCACAGCAGGCAGCCUCUGAACAUGUACUGCAUCCAGGACCGGCAGAUGAUCUGCGGUCUGUGUCUGACCAUCGGCCAGCACCAGGGUCAUCCCAUAGAUGACCUGCAGGCAGCUUUCAUCAAAGAAAUGGAAACCCCGGUGCUGCUGCUCUCCAGGUUGUCAGAGCAGAGAUGGAGUCAGAUCUGUGAGCUGGGGGAGCAGCUAGAGCAGGAGAAGGCCCGCUGUGACGCCCUGCUGAGGCAGGACACCCAGGAGGUCAAUCAGUACUUCACCUCGUUAGAGGAGGUUCUGGCCAGGAAGAAGCAGGCCUACUUGGAGGCUUUGAGGAGAGCUUCAGCUGAGGUAUCAGAGGCCUAUGACCCGCUCAUCCACAGAGUCAAGGAGCUGCAGGAGGAGCAGUUGGAUCUGGUGUCUUUAGGAUCAUCUGUGGAGGAGGAAGAAUCCCCUUUGGUGUUUUUGGAGAAGGUUCAUCAGUUCAGAGAUCGGGUGGAGAAGUUCCUCGAAUCCCCGCUGCCCUCUGUGAUCAGCCUCUCGGUGACGCCGCCAGCCUCUGAGUUUCUGCAGCAGAACUGGCCCGCCGUGACCAUCGGCAGCCUGGAGAAGGCGCCUGUUGCCAAACUGCGCUGCUGUGCCAGAUGUAACGGCGGCAGUACAGAGACUGAAGCGAAAGUAACCUCUCCCGCCUCGAACAGGUGGUGUUGGCUGCAGCCCGCUGGUUCUGUGCUGCUCCUGGGCCUGCUGCUGCUGCUGGCAGCGCUGUGGGCCAACCCUGUUGGAGAAGCAUCACUCGGCUUCUCUGUCCUGUCCAGCUUCAGUCAGCUGGUCCAGGCUCUGAGCGAUGACCUGCUCACAUCAGUCUGGGAUAGCCUGGCGCGGCAGUGGGCGGAGUUUGGGGCGGCUCUGCAGGAGUGGGGCUCACAGCUGUCUGUAUUCAAAGACUGUGUCUCUCAGCAGGUGGUUGCCUUAUUUAAAACUCUUUCUCACUGAGGGAGGCUAAACUGGAGACAGAACUCUUUAAAUUGUUUCCCAAAAGUAAACUUUUAUAUCAUUAAUACUGAAACAUUUACCAGUUGUUUUUGUUUAAUUUGGUCUGUUUUCUUUUAUUAGCAUUUAAAAAAAAAAUCCUUUUCUUUGAGCCUAAGUGCCAACAGGAAUUAAUUCUGCUUUAACACUAAACUUUUUAACAAAACAGGAAUGUAAUUAAGCCAGAAUCUUCUGUGCUUGUUGCCUAUAGCCACUCAUAGGGAAAUGAUGGUACAUAAUCAGAGCAAUGCUUCAGCAACACUUUUCCGAGGCUGUUUCUAAUUCCACUCUUUCAAUGCACAUUAUGUAGCACUCAGUAUUUUGAUCUCAUGUUCUGUUCGUCUUACUGUUUAUUACAGGCAUAAUGCUUUAAGGCUCAAAUUUAACCUUACAAGACACUUUGCAUCUGGAUAUUAUCACAGCAGACUGUUUACAACAAAUAAGAGGAAUGUGUUGCAUAACUGCCUUUACCACCAUGCCUUUGUCUUUGGAAAACCCACCUUUGGAAACUGAAUCUUAAUUAAAAAAAAAAAAAAUACUUUAUGCUGCCUUGUAAUAAAUGACAUUGGUUUGAUGCAAACUGGGAUCUGGAAAUGUAAAAAAUUUUUUUUUCUGUUUUCAAUAAAAAUGUUAGUUCCAUUGUGUUUUUCAUUUUGGCAGUGUGGUGUUGAUGCAUGUGGAAGGAAAGCUCAGCUUGCAGAUGAAUCUUUAGACUUCUAGCUACCUGAUGGGCUCUAUGCAUAACUCCACUGCUUCCUGACCUUCAGGAAGCGCUGCUGUUUCCUGGAUUUAAUCACUGGAUGAACUGAUUAAUCCAGGUGUGUCUGACCACCUUGUUAAGGGGGCCAGACACACCUGGAUUAAUCAUUUCAUCCAUCAGAAAAAGACAGGAAAUACUAGAGUUGCUUUAAGUUCAGGAAGUAGUCGAGCUGUGCAGAGCCCAACUCUAUAGGCAGUGGCUCUACACACUGCCAUCUACUGGCCAUAUAAUGCAACAUCUGCACCAUAGAACCAUCCCUGUUCCAUUUUAAUACCAUGGCAGGUGGACAAAAAAAUAAA